AUGGAGCUGCUGUCGGUGUUGCCGGACGACCGCCACGCGCCCCCGGUGGGCGCCGUCGUCGCCUACGAGCGGCUCGAGCACGACAGCGGCGCGACGUGGGGCUGGGCGCUCGGCACGAUUCAGUCGCAGGGCGACGACUACCGCUGCGUCGUCCGCCGCUGGGACCGCGAGGCGUGGGGCGGCAACCAGCACGCCAUCAACGCAGUCAUGCACGAACUGCGGCGGGUAAACGACAGGAUGCGGGCCUCGCAGCACCGCCUCUUUGACGCCGAGCGGCGCAUCAGCCGGCGCGGCUCCGAGCUCAACGGCAGCGCAAGUUACAAUAACAGCAUCAGCAGCAACGACUGCAACCAGCACGUGGCCUACCCCUGGGUGCAGGGCGGCGGCGGCGGCGCUAUCUCAGGGGAGAUCGCGAGCUGCAUCCACGAGAUGAGCCACUGCCGCAACAAGUCAAAAAGCCUCAGCGACGAACUGACCCGCCUGAAGAAUUCUCCCUCCGUGCCCCCCAGCGUGAUGUGCUUUACGCGGCGCCGCGGGGAGGAGGAGACCAUCCUUACCUCCUCCCUCAUCAGGGCUGUGACGGUGGACGUGGAUGCCCCCACCUGCGUCAUUACGGGGGAGGAGGCGGCGGCGAUUAAGGCGGAGGCGGGCGCCAUUCGCCUGCAGCAGCAGCAGCAACUUGGGAGCUUCCGCGACCGCCUUGGCAGCAUGACGGCGGAGCUGAGCUGCCUCCAGGCCUACAACGAGGAACUUGAGGCGCGGAUGAAACUCUAUCUAGACGCCCUGCUUGAGGCGGCGAAGGCGCGUGCCCCGGAAACGGAGGCCCCACGCAUGCCAGCCGAGGGCAGCCUGGCCGAGGUCACGCAGCUGCGGGACGAGGUGCGGGAGCUGGCGGGGUGGGACUGGCAGCGGCCCCAAGCGCAGCAGCUGAACACGCGGUGGGUGGCGACGCGGCACACGCUUAGCUUUCCCUGGGGCGGAGCCGACGUCCUGGUUGCGGAUAAACCGGAGGAACUACUGGCGACAUUCACCACGGAGGUGGUCAACGCCCUCCGCGCCCCGCCGGACUGCGUGAGCCAUGCGACCUUCCAGGCGGCCCCGGCGGGGGGACUGACCGCCGCGUUUGACGUGCGUCACCCCACCAGUGUGCCCAGCGGCGCGGUGGAGGCGCAGCUCCGCGCCUAUAAGUUCCCGUACCUCGAGAACCUCCACCGGGGCGCGGGGGGGCCGAAGCAGGGGCUUGACCGCGCGAUCGAGGACGUGUGCCGCGUGCUGGGCAUAAGCGAGAAAAAAUACAACGGCCUCCGUUUUAGUGACUUCCUGGAGGAGCUGGCGGAGCUCAACAUGUCCGCCGACAAGGACGCCUACGAGAGCGAGGUUGGCGACUUGCUUAUAAUGCUAGACAAGCUCUACGGCGAAAACCGCUCCCUGCAACAUGCCCUAGCCCACUCCAAUGCUGAGGUCCGAGAGCUGACGGCGGAGGCGCAGCGCGAGCGCGACUACCUGCAGCUGCGCACCGCCGACCUCCACCAGGAGGUUGCGCGCCUCAACGGCGUGAUAGCGAAGCUGCGGGAGCUGGCCGACCGCCUGGAGGGCGAGCUGCACCAAUACCAGAUGCAGAACACCCACGUGCAGCACGUACGCACCACGCGGCAACUCCCCGACGAGGCGACCCACGACAAGGACCUCUACUGCGUCACGUUUCAGGAGUACACCGACGAAAAAGAGCGUGCCGCUAGACUAUGUGACGCGCUAGAGGAGGAGAAACAAAACAGCCAGGCAACGCUUCGUGAACUGCAGGCUCACAACCAGCAACUCGAAACACUCUUGGGGGCAAAAAUGGAACAGAUAAAUCAGUUAGAGCCAGAGGUUCGAGCAUUUCGGAAAAAACGUCAUGAUUCAAUACACGCCCGUCUCCAAGACGGAAUGCUCAGCACUCUCCACCCAGGCGACGUCACCGCAGACCCCACUGCAAAGGCCGUACAACCUCACGUCAUCGACACCGAGCCACUUUUUAGUGUGACAUUAGAGGAACUCAAUGAACUGCGCAACACCAACGAAAAGCUGGCUGAGGAAAUGUUGGACAAAGCAGUUAUAAUACAAAAACUAGCAGAGGAGCUUACAGAGAAGGAGGCUGAGAACGAGAAGCUGGCAGGGGAACUGCUCGAGAAGGCAGAGGUUGUAGAGAAGAUGGCGGAAAAUUUCAUACAGAAGGAGGCUGAUAAUGAGAAGCUGGCGGAGGAAAUACUCGAGAAGGCCGAGGUUGUAGAAAAGCUGGCGGAGGACCUCGCAGAGAAGGAGGCCGAGAACGAGAAGCUGGCGGAGGACCUCGCAGUGAAGGAUGUUCACCUUGAGGGGCUGCAGACUGACGUCGGCAAGUCGUUGGAGAGUGUGCGUAGCCGCUGUCGUGAGCUGGAGGAGCUUGCGGCGGCAAGAGAAGUUGCUGCUGCGGAGGAGGUUGAUGUGCUGGAGGGCGAGCUGGCGGAGGCUCUUGUCCAGUUCAAGGCGCUGGAGGGUGAGAAUGCCGCCCUGCUUGCACUGCUUGCUGCAAAGAACGCCGAGCUGAGGGACGCUAACGCGGCCGCACUGACGAAGUUGAGUGAGCUGGAGUCGCGUCUGGCCUCGGCCGAAGAGGAGGCGCGGGAAGAACGUGAUAAGGCGGACAAGCUGAUGGCCACGACGCAAGGGGCGCUACGUGCCAUGGGGGA
This is a messenger RNA of Trypanosoma conorhini, 2708 nucleotides long. Its product is annotated as flagellar attachment zone protein. The annotation marks the transcript as partial. The transcript has a single exon. The record is from RefSeq and is a predicted model, not a curated record. Lineage: Eukaryota; Euglenozoa; Kinetoplastea; Trypanosomatida; Trypanosomatidae.